CGCCUCUCCGCCAUUGCAAUUCCUCUUUCCAUUUUUGCUUCUUUUUUUUUUCUGGUUUCUUACGCCAGGAACAAGCUUCAUAUCGGAGAGGCAGGUCACUCUUGAAAUCAACAUCACCAUGGGCAAGAAAUCCAAGUCCCAGCCGGAGAACAUUCCGCAAGCAGAAAAAUCCGAAACGUCUCUUCCUUUCCUACGUGGAAAUGCUUCAGUUGACCCAGCAUUGGCGUCCCUAUUUGAGACGAGCGCGGGCCCAGUAAAAGCGCCAUCGUUUCCCAAGAAUACUAUCACCGCUGGAAAACCCACCGCAGAUGACGACAUCCGUGAAGACGUCUCGGAAUCUGAAGAUGGACCCGAAGAUGAAGACCAGGUCAUGCAAGAAGCUUCCGAUGUCUCGAUCGACGCCGGUGAACCUACUCAAGCAGCUUCUAAGCCUUCUAGUCGCAAACGAAAGAGAGUAGCGGGGGAAGAUCUCGAAGAAUCUUACAUGCGUCGCAUAGCCAAAGAAGAACAGAAGGAAGAAGAGAAGCGCCGUUCAGAAAAGCCAAAGCGGCAGAAAGCCGAGGAUGACCAAGAAGACGAAGUAGACUCUACCGACAAAUCCGAAAACGAGGAUGAAGAGGAUGAAAGCUCGGAGGAAGGUGGAGAAAUUGUGAUUCCCCAACACGAAUCCAGGAGCGGCGAAGCAUCGUCAUCGGAUAUCGACAAGUCCAACCGUACGGUAUUCCUGAGCAAUGUCUCCAGCGAGGCCAUCAAGUCUAAGUCUGCUAAGAAGGCCCUCUUAAAACAUUUUGAAUCGUUCCUUUCUACGCUCCCUGAAUCUACGGGACCUCACAAAGUGGAGUCGAUACGCUUCCGUUCUACAGCCUUCGCGAGCGGCGGAAAAGUCCCGAAGCGUGCUGCUUUUGCGAAGCGCGAUGUUCUGGAUGAAACCACUCCUAGCACCAAUGCUUAUGUCGUUCUUAGCACUGUUCAGGCCGCUCGGAAGGCCCCUGCUGCUCUGAACGGGACUAUCGUUCUGGACAGACACCUGCGCGUUGACAGCGUUGCACAUCCCGCCCCAGUCGAUAACAAGCGCUGCGUCUUUGUCGGCAAUCUCAACUUUGUGGACCACGAAAGCAACCCCGACGAUGAAGAGAAACGGAAGAAGAAGAAGGCUCCGGCUGACGUCGAAGAGGGACUUUGGCGAACCUUCAAUGCCCAUACUAGCAAACCCAAAGAUCAGACUUCCCGCCACGGCAACGUUGAGUCCGUUCGAGUCGUACGCGAUAGCGUUACCCGGGUUUCGAAGGGAUUUGCUUAUGUCCAGUUCUACGAUCAGAACUGCGUGGAGGAGGCCCUUUUGCUUGAUGGAAAGCAAUAUCCGCCCAUGCUCCCCCGAAAGCUGCGUGUCACGCGAGCCAAGAAACAGCCGAAGAAGCGCGAAGCUAGUGGUAGCAACCAAGGCCAAAACCUUCGGGAGGCGGACAAGACGCUUCAGGGCCGUGCUGGUAAGCUCUUUGGUAGAGCGGGCGCGGCCAAGGCCAAGGCGGAUGCAGCGAAGUCAAUCUCCAACAACUCGUUAGUGUUCGAAGGCCACCGAGCGACUGAUGAUGGGUCAUCGCGCAUCCGUGUCAAGACGAAGAGUCGUGGCAGCAAAGGCAAACCGAAGAACCGGAGUAGCCAACGAGCCGCAGCAUAUAAGGCUGCUGGAGGGAAGAAGAGGAAGACUGCAUAGAUUGAGCCAUCUAAAAAAUGAGGACGGUUGUAUUACGAAGUGUUCUGUUCCUCAUGCAUGUAUUUUACAAAAAAGCAAGAUCUUUAACCUACUGGUAUCGUACCUGCAUGACCGUGGAAGUAUGACCUAUAUCGGUCCAGUUAGUAGUAGUAGUAGUAGUAGUAGUAGUAGU
Molecule: messenger RNA, 1886 nt
Organism: Aspergillus alliaceus
Lineage: Eukaryota; Fungi; Ascomycota; Eurotiomycetes; Eurotiales; Aspergillaceae
Gene: nop12
Product: rRNA-processing protein NOP12
Exons: 2
Coding region: 119-1714 (531 amino acids)
Molecular function (GO): RNA binding
Source: RefSeq, a predicted model, not a curated record